Molecule: messenger RNA, 1199 nt
Organism: Hibiscus syriacus
Lineage: Eukaryota; Viridiplantae; Streptophyta; Magnoliopsida; Malvales; Malvaceae
Product: protein SRC2 homolog
Exons: 1
Coding region: 259-1053 (264 amino acids)
Biological process (GO): defense response
Source: RefSeq, a predicted model, not a curated record
ACAAAUUCUAGAAACCGCUUCCCACAUAAAACCCUCUUUCAUGGCGGCUUCCUUACACCGCCACGAUUCUCCACAUAGAACCCUCUUUCAUGGCGGCUUCCUUGCACCGCCACGAUUCUCCAAUUAUCUUUCGUUCUUCUGACAUUUUCUCUCGCUAUAUAAACAAACCCUUUUCGCUUCUUUGUUCAUCAAUCCGAUUUCAAUUCGCAACCAGCUUUAAUUCCUUCACUUUUCUUUUGAUUUCCGAGAAAAAAGAUCAUGGAGUUUCGACCUUUAGAAAUCAAUGUCAUCUCUGCAGAAGAUCUCAAAGACGUCAAUCUUUUCACCAAGAUGGACGUGUUCGUCGUCGUUUCUAUCAACGGCGAUCACCGUUCGGGUCAAAGGAGUCCGGUUGACAAGGGCAGUGGACCGAAUCCGGAAUGGAAUUGCUCUUUGAAGUUCACCGUCGACGAAGCCGCCGUUCUCCGAAACGGACUCAGCCUCGUGUUUCAUAUUAAAUCAGAACGUAAGCUCGGAGAUAAAGAUAUCGGUACGGUUCAAGUUCCGGUUAAGGAGUUACUUGAUGAGGAUAACGGAAACGGGAAGAUUAAACGGAACUUGAGUUACGCCGUCAGGUUGCCUAACGGAAAAGCUAAAGGUGUGCUGAAUUUCGGUUACAAGUUCGGUGAUAAGUUCAGCUCACAAUUUCCGGUUACGUCGGAGAAGCCGGCAAUGGCGUAUCCGCCGCCUUCAACUAGUUAUCCUCCACCACCUUUUGCAUAUCCGCCGCCACCCCACUCGGCGGGUUAUCCUUAUCCUCAACCCGGUUCCGGACAUCCAUCGUAUGGAUACCAUCACGCACCGGUUCAAGGGUAUGCAUAUCCGGGACACGGUGGAUAUUUCGGAUACCCUCCGGUGCAAAAACCGCAGAAGCCGAUGAAGGGCGGCGGCGGCAUGGGAGCGGGGUUAGGAUUGGGCUUGGCGGGUGGGUUGUUGGGCGGAAUGUUGAUGGGUGAUAUGGUUGGAGAUUCUUAUGAAGCUGGUGUUGAAGAUGGGCUUGAUUUUGAUUUUUAAUUUAAUAUUUUCCCUCUGCUUUGAGUUUUUACAUUUUGGCAUAGGAUAAUCUGUAAUUAUACAUAAUUAAUUAAAUAUAAAUAUUUAUAUGUAUAGUUUUUAUAUAUAUAUAAAUACGUGGUGUAUACCAUGUAGUGUAUGUUUAA